Linum tenue is the source of this 326-nucleotide messenger RNA. The record is from the annotation of a GenBank genome assembly. NCBI's taxonomy places the organism in Eukaryota, Viridiplantae, Streptophyta, Magnoliopsida, Malpighiales, Linaceae.
AUUGGUUCACUCCACAGUGGAAGCUGGAAAUGAAGGAGAAGUUGUUGAAACUGGAAGAGAAAAUGGGUUUGCAUCGAUUCAUCAGCAAACAGAUUGAGGAGGCAAGUUUGUUAGGAAAUUCGUAUUGCAAUCUGGCGUAUGUGACCAAUAAGUUGCUCGAACCUGAGCUUAGAAUCGGGUGCAGAAUAAACAACUACUUGCGAAUCGAAAUCGUCUUGGAUCAUCAUCUUCUUUCAGAUGAUUUGAAAAAGAAGUUGAAGACAAUGCAGGAUGAUUUUAACAAGCAGUCGGAGAAAGGAAGUUGAUUCGCUUCAAUGGACGGUAUG